This is a messenger RNA of Eruca vesicaria subsp. sativa (arugula), 342 nucleotides long. Lineage: Eukaryota; Viridiplantae; Streptophyta; Magnoliopsida; Brassicales; Brassicaceae. The record is from the annotation of a GenBank genome assembly.
AUGUCUGCGGCUGCGAUGGCUCCACCGCUUGUAGCGGUUGUGAAUGAUCAGAUUUACGCGGCUGAUCAUGCCGGUAUGACGGUUAGAAGGUAUGAUAAGGAGAAACGGGUUUGGGUAAUAGUUGGGAGUUUACCUGAGCAAGCGGGAUCGAUGAACGGUUGGGGUUUGGCGUUUAGAGCUUGUGGGGAUCAGGUCAUAGUGAUUGGUGGACCAAAGGCUCCAGGUGAAGGUUUCAUUGAGCUUAACUCAUGGGUUCCAAGUGAUGGUACACCACAGUGGCAUUUACUUGGGAAGAAACAGUUGGUUAAUUUCGUUUACAACUGCACCGUUAUGAGCUGUUAA